Mycena citricolor is the source of this 2644-nucleotide messenger RNA. The record is from the annotation of a GenBank genome assembly. Lineage: Eukaryota; Fungi; Basidiomycota; Agaricomycetes; Agaricales; Mycenaceae.
CGGAUCUGUACCACUGGCAGGCCGCGUUCAGUAUCGUCUUCCUUGGUCUUUCGGUCAUGAACCGUUGACUCAAUCUAUCCUAGACCUUUCACGAGCCACUUCGCAUCCCGAAACGUUCCUGAUUGACCUCGCGUCUUCUGAAACUUCCACUUCACUCUUGCCUCGUUACAGGUCGGAAAGCGACGGACAAAAGUAUAAUCGCACCGAUGGCGGGCAAAGCAAAAUCCAAGGCAAAAGGCGUCAGUGCCAGCUCCUUCCUUGACCUCAAAGCCGAGCUGUCCAAGCAAACGGACGAGUUCACACGCAACAAAGCAGGGACGGCGGGCUACGUCGUGGGCGGGGUCAAGCGACCUGACAAGAAACCAACUGUAUGGACACGUCAAAACCACGGCGUGUCAAAACGGGCCGCGCGAGACCUCGAGAUGGAGAAAGUCAGCCAGCCGACGUUGGAAUCGGCGCGCAGCGCACUUGAACGCAAGGCCAAGAUAUACGAGAAGCUGAAGAAAGGAAAACAUGGCGGCUUGUCGGACAAGCAAUAUGAGAAUCUGCUCGUCGAUUUUGAUUCAAAACCUGGGGAUCAUUUCUUCGAGUCAGACAGUGACGAUUUGGACGAAUCGGUCGCGCUCGCUCGCCCACCCCCCGAUGAGGAUGACCCUAUUGUUGAGUACGAAGAUGAGUUCGGGCGGCUGCGCACAGCUCGGCGGUCAGAGGUCCCGCGCGAACUUCUAAACCCUGAGCCCCAAGUAGACGAAGAUGAGGACCUGGUUAUCCACAACCCUGUCGGCCACUUUCCGGUGUACAGGCCCAGUGCUGAACGAGUGGCUCAAAUUGAGAAAGAACAUGCAGAGGAGAACAACCCGCUCGGUGCUCACUACGAUGCAUCCGGCGAAAAUCGUGCCAAAGGCGCUGGUUUCUACCAGUUUUCCAAGGACGAAGAGACUCGCAAGGCUCAGAUGGACGAGCUCAAGGCGUCGAGGGAAGAGACUCUGAACACAAGGAAAGAGACCGGAGCGAUCGACGUCCUACCAGGCGAUAUAGAAGGCAUGCGAGAAGGCCCUCCAUCUGGACAAAGUCGCGCCAUGGAAAAGAGGAAACGAGACCUGGAAGAACGGCGAAAGCUGCUCGAUGCCAAGCGCCGGAAGCUAACAGCGACCUCCACUCCAAGUCAGACAACGAAACCAACGUCAGUCGAGGCAGUCACCCCGCCUGUCGAUCCGUUUGCUGCGCUGGAACAGUCUGCUCAGUCGUCAGGCAAGAGUGCUGCCGAUCAAUUCCUAGCUGAACUGGAACAAGACUUCAUGAAGCAACAGCGUAGAUAACACAUCAUCAUCGAGCAACGCAAACCGACCCUCUCCCUGCUCAUAUCGAAUGUUCUCCUCUCCUCUCCGGCGCAUCCGAUCCUUCACUUGCUCCCGGCCUGCUAUCACGUCCUCUAUGAACGUUCUCGCAGCGAUCAAGACGUCCAUGGCUGGCCGACUGUAUGUGCGAUGACCAGCAUUGAGCUGGACUGGCGUCUGACCGCUCUGCUCUCGGACGAACGCGAUCAAAUACUGCAUCGAGUCCAUCCACUGCACAAUCGAGCCCUCGGAAGGGAAUAUGAUCGUCUCUACUUCGUACACGGUGUCCCCGACAUAGAGCAUCCUUUCCGAGUAAUCGUAGAGUGCGACCUCGUCUGGAGUGUGCCCUGGAGUAUGCAAGACUUGAACGUUGAGCGGAACGUCCUCCACGGAACGAAUCUGAUACGCGUGCGAAACGAGAGUGGCCUUGAACUGCGGAGUUUUCAGGCCCAGGGUUUGACACAGACUGUGUGCAGGCAAAUUCUUCGGUGAUAUGAAAGACGCGUCGUGACCAGAUACCAAGAUGGGAGAGUCUGUGAAUUGUUCUAUCCCCACUAUCUCAUCUCAAUAUCUGUCUGUCCGCGGAUCGGUAUCGAACACUCACGAAUGUGAUCAUAGUGACAAUGAGUGGCAACCACGACGUAGUCCAUCCUACCUCCCUCAUUGAGCGCAACUCCUCCAUUACAGUCUAGUUUUGCCUUUUCAAUGAAGGUUCGCAAGGAGGUUGUCUUCGCAGGUCGUGCGCUCUUCCCUCCACAGCCAGAGUCGAUGAUUAGUACAGUGUUUGCGGAAGAGACCACUUUGACGAAGAUUUGGGGAUGCUCGUCGAAAAUGUCGUCGUACUCGCUGUCCGAGGUCAGCCGGGAAGCGCCAAGUGAGAUGGAACUCAUACGUGAGCAUGAAGGUUGUAGGGGUCAAUCGGAUCGCAGUAAAUGCAUAGCUAGGUUGGCCGUAUGAACUUGUCCUCCGACAGCGUCGAUACAGAGGGAUGGACAGCAGGAGAAGGAAUGUGAGAGAUAGUAGCCACGCGUUUUCAGCCGCCAGACACGGGACAUAUAACGGCGACCUCUUCUCCUCCACGCAGAAUGCAGCUCUCGGGCUCAUCGACCAUCUCCGCAUCCACGCUCCAUUUGCUUCCAUCCAAGAUCUCACGGAGCGCCGGACUUUGCGGAUGUCUUGCGACAAGCAGAUCACUCAAGUAGCUGAGCGGGAAUUGGGUCUGAGGCAGCUGAAUCUUUUCGAAUGUGAGGCCAGUGGCAGUAGAUGCGGCAGCGAAAUAGAGAACCAAGAUCUCAGUGGGAGCCGAC